AUGGUGACCCAUACGUUAGCUCAACCCGGUUCCCGAUUCACCAAAAUCUAUAUUCGAAAAAUUACCAACUAUCAACCAAAGAAGUCAGAAGACCACGAAGAACCAAGAGUUAUGACACAAUUAUUAGAGAACAAUGCUAUUUCCGAAAACAGAAGAUCAGAUCAAAUGAAAACCCGACAUCCAUCUCCUUCUAUCAAUCGGAGUAUGCAAAAUGCAAUUGGCCUGGAGUGUUGUGGAGGACCCUGA
Molecule: messenger RNA, 246 nt
Organism: Caenorhabditis angaria
Lineage: Eukaryota; Metazoa; Nematoda; Chromadorea; Rhabditida; Rhabditidae
Source: the annotation of a GenBank genome assembly